Molecule: messenger RNA, 3213 nt
Organism: Choloepus didactylus (southern two-toed sloth)
Lineage: Eukaryota; Metazoa; Chordata; Mammalia; Pilosa; Megalonychidae
Gene: CHN2
Product: chimerin 2
Exons: 13
Coding region: 144-1550 (468 amino acids)
Biological process (GO): signal transduction; regulation of small GTPase mediated signal transduction; positive regulation of GTPase activity
Molecular function (GO): GTPase activator activity
Source: RefSeq, a predicted model, not a curated record
GUCCGGAGGCUUGUGCUUUCUGCGCGUCCCCAGGACUUUGCCAUGGGCUGGGGGCCGCGGAGGCUGCUAGCGGCCGGGCGAGGGCAGCGACUGCGGCGCCCGCACCGGGGUUGAGCGAGCAGCGACGCUCUGGGCGCGCGGAGAUGGCAGCGUCCAGUAACUCCAGCCUGUCCGGCUCCUCGGUCUCCUCCGAUGCUGAAGAAUACCAGCCCCCGAUCUGGAAAUCGUAUUUGUAUCAGCUACAGCAAGAGGCACCUCGUCCCAAGAGGAUUAUUUGUCCUCGGGAGGUGGAAAACAGACCAAAAUAUUAUGGAAGAGAGUUUCAUGGAAUCAUCUCCAGGGAGCAGGCAGAUGAACUUCUCGGAGGUGUAGAUGGGGCAUACAUCCUUAGAGAAAGCCAGCGACAGCCAGGAUGCUACACGUUAGCUCUAAGGUUUGGAAACCAGACCUUAAAUUACAGGCUCUUCUACGAUGGGAAACAUUUUGUGGGAGAGAAGAGGUUUGAAUCCAUACACGACCUGGUAACAGAUGGCUUGAUAACACUGUACAUAGAAACGAAAGCUUCUGAAUACAUUUCAAAAAUGACAACAAACCCCAUUUACGAACACAUUGGUUAUGCCACCUUACUCAGAGAAAAAGUAUCCAGAAGGCUGAGCAAGUCUAAAAAUGAGUCAAGAAAACCAAAUGUUGCAAAUGAGGAACACACAGCAGUUGAAAAGAUCUCCUCCCUGGUCCGAAGGGCCGCCCUCACCCACAACGACAACCACUUCAACUAUGAGAAGACACACAACUUUAAGGUCCACACGUUCCGAGGCCCUCACUGGUGUGAAUACUGUGCUAACUUCAUGUGGGGACUCAUCGCCCAAGGGGUCCGGUGCUCAGACUGUGGGUUGAACGUACACAAACAGUGUUCCAAGCACGUUCCCAACGACUGCCAACCUGAUCUCAAGCGGAUCAAGAAAGUGUACUGUUGUGACCUAACCACGCUUGUAAAGGCUCACAACACUCAGAGACCCAUGGUGGUAGACUUAUGCAUUCGGGAAAUUGAAGCAAGAGGAUUAAAAUCAGAAGGUCUUUACAGAGUCUCUGGGUUCACUGAACAUAUCGAGGAUGUCAAAAUGGCAUUUGACAGAGAUGGUGAAAAGGCAGAUAUAUCUGCCAACAUCUAUCCAGACAUAAACAUCAUUACGGGAGCCCUUAAACUGUACUUCAGAGACUUACCCAUUCCCGUCAUCACUUAUGAUACCUACUCCAAAUUUAUAGAAGCAGCGAAAAUCUCCAAUGUGGACGAGAGGUUGGAAGCCGUCCAUGAGGUGCUGCUGCUGCUCCCUCCUGCCCACUACGAGACCCUCCGAUAUCUAAUGAUCCACCUCAAGAAGGUGACUAUGAAUGAAAAGGACAAUUUCAUGAAUGCAGAAAAUCUUGGGAUCGUGUUCGGGCCCACCCUAAUGAGGCCCCCUGAAGACAGUACCCUCACCACCCUCCAUGACAUGCGGUACCAAAAGCUGAUUGUGCAGAUUUUAAUAGAAAACGAAGAUGUUUUGUUUUAAUCCAUCAGGGAAAUGAGCUGAAUAGCCCAGCCCCAUCUAAGUUGAUAAGGCUAAAGGAAUAAAAACAUUUCUUACACAUGAUUUGUUUUUUUCAAACAAAUGACAGAAUGUCCUGGACUGCAGUGGACGCCGGGUCGGGUACCGUGUCACACAGACAUGUGCCCCCUCCACGUGGGAACCACGAGGAGGGGGGCGAGAAAAGCCCCCCUCCUUGGGUGUUUUGCUGUGCCUCGUAUGUAUGUCUGUUGUUGCUGGGAGGAGUGAUUAAGAAAUCUUUCUUUAACUUAUUAAAAGUCAGUGUAUACCUUUAAUCUUCAGUCUUAUCAGUAAUAAAAGGAAACUUAAUUCAUAGAGGUACUUGAUUUAGUUACGCAUUUUCCACUUACAAGAAGACAAUUCUAUAUGUUAAAUGUUAAAUGAAACCUAUAUUGUAAAAUGUAUUUUUAUUUUAGCUGCAAGAAUGUUACUUUAUUUUAGCAAAUAGAACUCAAUGCAGUGCAUUGAUUAUUACCCAAGUAUACUUUGUCCUGCGUUCUUGCUGUGAUGCCCUGAAAAAGUUUACCAUGAAUGCAGUAUUACCUUGACAUACCUCUGUCAUUCUCAAUGCUUUCAAAGGAAUUUCACCUGCCAUUGGCGUCCUGCUUUUGAUAGUUUUUGCUAUAAGCGCUGACAUUCUCCUAUCGAGCGGCAUUUGUUUAUAGCAAUUGUAGGAUGGUCUAAAACAUCCAUGUAUUUUUCCAUAAAAAUUUCGUGAAUUCCCAAAGGCUGUUUUGGUAUUGGCCAUAGUCUUCCCAUUUCACAUGUGUGUAUCUUGGAACAUACAGAAUGUGGACAUUUUAUGUAAAAUGAUUUGGGGACACUGGAUGUAUCUGAGCCGUGUAAAAAGUUAGCACUUUUUCUCUUUUCUCUUUAGGCAAAUUCUCUGAAUUCAUCUGUAAUGUCAAGUUGUAUUUUUGCCACUUUUCUGUAUUUAUGAAAAGUGAAUCUGCAGAAUAAUUGCUUUGUUGAAAUUUUUUUUCAUUUUUGUUUUACAAACAAGCCUAUUUUUAAAAGAAAGAUUAAAAGUUUGAUCUUAGCCAAUAUUUGUUUACUCCUUAUGAAAAUAGUUUCUGUAUGAAUAAUAAUUUAAUAUGAUCUUAUGACUAUAGUUCCAGCCUAUUAGUUGUAUUUAUCUUAGCAUGAGACUUUUCACAGACCAAAAAUUUCUAUAUUUUGUAACACAGGUGAAAAAUAUUUAAAACAUCAAAAGCUGUAACUUUAGAUUUUUUUUUUUUUUUUUUUUUAAAUAUCUAACUACAAUGUCUUCUCCGAUUGUCUGAGAUGAUUCAUAUAAUUACUCGCUGGUCUUGUUUUGGAGUGACCGGAAGAGAAUUUCUGUGUGUGUUAAGUGGUGCUGAAAAGAGUUCAGUCCUUGUCCUGAACCAGCCCCAUGGGCUCUGCUGACAGCUCCAUUGCCCACGGGCAUCAGAGUGGUUCUGCUUGGUCCCUGCUACAAUUGUUCUUCCCACUCUCAAGAUGUGUUUGUUGUCGCUUAUGUACUUCUUGAUACUGUCAAAAACUAUCUGGACAUGGUUUUAUUUUGUGAAGUGCACAAUACUUUGUAAUUUAUGAUAGUGUCAAUGGAAGAAAGAGCAUUAAACGUAUUAAAUUCUUCUGCCUAUUA